Fulvia fulva is the source of this 3672-nucleotide messenger RNA. Its product is annotated as Histone deacetylase HOS3. Bases 1 to 3672 code for a protein of 1223 amino acids. The transcript has a single exon. The record is from RefSeq and is a predicted model, not a curated record. Gene Ontology annotation, molecular function: histone deacetylase activity. Lineage: Eukaryota; Fungi; Ascomycota; Dothideomycetes; Mycosphaerellales; Mycosphaerellaceae. Gene Ontology annotation, cellular component: nucleus.
AUGGACAAUACAUCCGGGCAGACGCAGGAACCGCCGGCGCAUGCGCGACACGACGCGAACAUCUCCCGCAACACGACCGACCUACACAACGCGAUGAAACACAUGUCGGUCGCAACGGCUGCCACCUCUGACACACGCACUCAACACACUUCGGCGCCUGCGACACCAAACCUUCCAACACCACUCGCGCGACGGACCUCACAACCCCCGACCUCCCCCUUAAUCGGCAGGGAAUCCCCGCGCCCACAGCAACAUGCACCAUCGCGUCGCGCCUCCAGUUCUGCCAGCCUGAACAGACCCCCGCCUUCGCCUAGGCUCAUGCGCAAGACUUCGCCCUCGUCGCUUGGCGGCACGUCCGAGGAGCAAGAGAAGCGGCCAACGCCCAAGCGCUCCAUCUCCAAUCUCAUAUCGGGCCUUAGAGAGGCGCAGUCGACUAUGGAGUCGAUUGAAGAGCCCAUACCGCUCACUGCCGCUCAGAUCGCUACCGAUCACUUCACCAGGCAACUUCUCAGUCAUUCGCGGACGGAUUCAGAGGCAGAGACUGCGGUCAUCCUGCAUGAUGCUUGUUAUGGACACAGGUACUCGCGGCUGAAGGCUACCAAAACUACCCUGUCGAUGAUUGUCGAGCGGCCUGAGCGGAUUCAUGCCACUGUACUUGGUGCAUCGACAGCGUACGUGCGGCUUGGUGGACAUCAUGCUGAAGGGAAGAGACCACCCCAUCCUGAACACAUGGAGCUAUCAGACCCACCUUUCAGGAUUCGCCGGACUGGCCGGAGUAUGGACAUUACUUCUCCGUUUGUGACCAACGUUCACGGCACUGCAUGGAUGGCUGAGCUCCAAGGCAUGUGCCACACCGCAGCCGAGAAGCUCGCGGCAGGGACCAAGGAGCUAAGUCGUUCGAAUGUUCCGGGCCAGCCUGACAAGCAGCAGUUGCACGAAGGUGAUCUGUACCUCGCACCCGAGUCUCUGAAUGCAUUUGAGGGUGCACUUGGAGGUGUUGCAGAAGCUGUUGAUGCUGUUUUCGCGCCUGAUACAACCACCAGACGAGCCUUCGUAGCUGUAAGGCCUCCUGGUCACCAUUGCUCGGCGAGUCAUCCCAGUGGGUUCUGCUGGCUGAACAACGUCCAUGUGGGCAUCGAGUACGCUGCGCAGACCUACGGACUAACUCACGCUGCUAUGCUGGAUUUCGAUCUGCAUCACGGAGAUGGCAGCCAGGCCAUCACAUGGGCACGAAACAGCGAGAACAACGAGAAGCGGGUCAAUGCCAAGCCUAACAGCAAGUUGAAGCUGAAUCCUGAUCUUGGCUACUAUAGUCUGCACGACAUCAACAGCUACCCAUGCGAGAUGGGAGAUGAUGAGAAAUUGCAAGCUGCCAGUCUUUGUAUCGAGAAUGCGCAUGGACAAUCCAUAUGGAACGUACAUCUUCAGGCAUGGAAGACUGAAGACGAGUUCUGGCACCUCUACGAUACUCGAUACAGUAUUUUGCUGGAAAAGGCGAAGCACUUUCUGGAGCACCACGUUAAGAGAAUCCGAGCUGAGGGCAAAGUACAACCCAAGGCAGCCAUCUUCAUCUCUGCAGGCUUCGAUGCGAGCGAGUGGGAAGGUUCGGGCAUGCAGCGACACAAGGUCAGCGUGCCGACCGAGUUCUAUGCGAGAUUCACGAGAGAUGUCGUUGAGCUGGCAAAGAGCAUUGACGGCUGCGAAGGGCGUGUCAUCAGUGUGCUCGAAGGUGGCUACAGUGACCGAGCACUUUGCAGCGGUGUUCUUAGCCAUCUCUCAGGCUUAUGCGCGACACCCGUAGGCACGAAGACAGAUGCUGUCGAGGCUCUUGCCGACCUGAGCUCGCAAAUGCGCGGACUUGGUAUCGGCGGCAUGAACAAACCACAAUCAUUGCACUACGACAAGGACUGGUGGUCCGAUGCAAACCUCACUGCACUGGAGCACAAGAUCAAUCCUCCACCACCACCACCGCAAUCGAAGAAGGUCCGUACUGGACCUAGGCCGACCUAUGCUACGCCUACCGAGUCGUUCGCGUACAAGGUUGUGGAUCCGCAAAGGUUCGCCUUGAACAUCUCAGGUACCAUGCGGGAAGGACAGAUGCCGACGCGGCCACCGACACCUCCGCCGCCAGAAGUUGAUUGGGUAGUGGCCACACAGGAGCUGUCUCGGCUCUUAAUACCUUUCGACAGGCAGACGAAGAGCUGCACAGCGGAGGACCUUGCGGUCCCUCGUAUCAAGAAAGAGCGGGAGAGCGGCGUGUCCGCAAUCUCGACCGAAGCAGCUGGUCAGCCGAGGCAGCUGCGUGAUCGCAAAGCCAAGGUGCCCGCGUAUGCUCAAAGUGCGCACAGUGACGAGACUGUACAAUCUCGCGCUGUCAGUCGAGCGGAAAGUCGCUCCAGCCGGCGAGAGACAAUAGACGUGUUGCCAUCAGACGACGUAGACCCUCAGCAGAGGCGAGUUUGCCGACGUCUGAGCGCAGGAAGCGCGCUGAACUUGUCUUCGAGUCGCUCAGUCGACGCUGAAGUGCCUCCAGUUCCACAGCUGCCUACCGCCGGUUCAAGCAACACCGGCGUGAUGAAGCCUCCUCCUGUGCCUGCAUCCAGUGCCCUAGCAAACAAGAAGACCAGAGCACCUUCUAAGCCACGGACCACUGUCACAGCUGCCGCACCUGCCAGACCAGCAACAUCAGCUAGGGCACCCAUGGCUUCCUCAACAGCGAGAAGUGGUGUUCCUACUCCUGUACCGCCACCGGGUACAUCUGAUCUUGACAAUCUUACUUCGGGCAUGAAGAAGAUCACACUGAAGGUCAGCGACUCCAAGGAAGAGCAUGACCGGAAGCAGAGGGAGAAGCUGGCCGCCGAUCGCAGCGCAAGAGCCGUCAAAGCUGCGGCAACGCGCAAAGUGAAUGCUGCUGCGAAGAAGGCCCCAACUGCGAUAGUGUCCCCGCCUGCUGGAGUAGCACAAGGCCCGUCCGGUGCGCAAAGCCGCCAUCAUUCCAUGAGCAUGACAGGUCCACCUGUCGGUGCCCAUGGGAUUAUAGCGGCGCCUGCUGUCCCUGUCACAACCAAGGAACCCCCACAACAGCCCGUGGCCUAUGAUCCGGCAACAUUAUCCUCGUUGCAAAAUCAACAGUCCGAACAAGUUGUCCCAAUCCGCGCCACAACAAAUGACCUUGAGCUAUCCGACUAUGUAGGCACCACCGGUAGUGGCAGCGUAUCGCCCACGCUCAAGUCGGAGACUACUUCAUAUCCCGGCUCAAGCAUCGCAUCCACGGCACCAUCAUCGUCAUCCAGGCCACAAGAUCAUUCUGCUUCAUGGGUUGAAAAGCCAGGGCUUGAUGAGAUGCAAUGUGUUCCAUCACUGCCCGACACCGAUACUGGCUCAGCUACACCGAAGCGAGCACCACUGUCGCCAAGCAAGUCCGGCAACAAUACGCUGCCUGUGUGGAGCAGCGUGGGACCUAUACCAUUCGGCAAAUUGCCUUCAAGCCCACGCAAGCCCCCGAAAGGUCCGCCCAAGCCCAGCUGGAAGCACGACCGACACGAAGAACACGGCAUCAGUAACGGCAAUGGUACUGGUCAGUCGAUGUUCGAUUCACAACAUGCUAACGUUCACGAUAGCACCGACGACGUGAAGAGCGUAUGGGACGUCCCGGAAACUCCAGCGAAAUGA